Capsella rubella is the source of this 1485-nucleotide messenger RNA. RefSeq lists its product as uncharacterized. The record is from RefSeq and is a predicted model, not a curated record. The transcript has a single exon. Bases 19 to 1485 code for a protein of 488 amino acids. NCBI's taxonomy places the organism in Eukaryota, Viridiplantae, Streptophyta, Magnoliopsida, Brassicales, Brassicaceae.
GUUUCGCAGUUCGUCAUCAUGUCUUCAGCCAUGGAUAAAGCUCUUAUGGCGAUGUCCCUACAAGAAGAAGAAGAGGUUCCCUUUGAGAUGCCAGAUCUGCCAGAGUUUAACUCCAUGGAGCGUAACUCUCUAAGCUUGAUUGGGCGUACUCUGAAUCCUCCGUGUCAGCCUAUGAAGAACCUUAUUCGUGACAUGCCUCGGAAAUGGCAGAAGCCGGGGAGGAUGAGGGGAGUAGCAUUAUCAAAUGAGAAGUUUCAAUUUAUUUUCAAUUCUGAACAUGACCUUUUGGAGGUUUUAGCAAAGGGUACUCACACCUAUAAUGAUUGGUCUCUGGCCGUUGAUCGUUGGUAUGAAGAUCCGCCGGUGAACUACUUACAGGUCAUUCCUAUCUGGGUCCAAAUUUGGAAUAUGCCUGUGAACUAUUAUACUGUGAGCGCCAUCACAGUACUGGGAGAGUUGAUUGGUGAAGUAAAGGAAGUAGCUUUUGACCCAGACAAACCGCAAGAGCAAGAGUUUGUCAGGGUUAAAGUUCUGUUUGAUGUUUCGCGUCCACUAAGAAGAUCUAAGGAAGUCAAGCUCCCUAAGGGUGGUUCCACUUGGAUCCGUUUUCAGUACGAGCGGGUUCAGAAGAGAUGUUACGAGUGCCAGAGGUUAACACAUGAGAAAGAUGUUUGUCCUAUUCUAGUGAAAAAGAGACAAGAUGAAGCUUCAGCUCGUCGUUCUGGCUCAAGUACCCCCAAGCAGCCGAAACCUGUUUUUCUUAAAGAGUCUGAUCCCUUGUUUGGUAUCCUGAAGGAAAAUCAAGUGGGGCUGGAUCCUCUAACAGGUAGACACAGGAUUGCUCCAGAGGUUUUAGAUGGAAUGAGACAAUACUUACUAGUAAACAAUAAUGAAGACUGGCAUGUCAAGGCUGAUCGAAUUCAGAAAUCAAUCAAGGAGGUAGAGAAAGAUCCCAUUGCUCAGAAAACUAUUCUGAGAAUGGAAGAGGCCCCAAUUGUCCACUUGGACAUUAAUACUGAGAAUGGUCUGGUUUUUGGAUUUGAAAAUUCUGGAGUCAAUGAUCUAAGAGAAAAACUUUCCGGGAAUGUGGUAUCUUCAUCCAAGAAUGAUGUGAGGUCAGAAACCAAUAGGAAUUGGUUAGUGGAAGAUGAGUCUCUGUAUGAGUCUGAUCCGGUGGGUUCUUUCUUAGCUUUAUCGCAGCCUUUUCAGGUUAGAGCUACGGAGUUUAGUUCUGGCUUCUAUGAAGCUGGUUCUUCCGGCUCUAAGCCUAAAAAAGCUAAGCAAAGAAAGAGGCCGCCUUCUCGGGUGAGAAAACCAAAGCCUAAAGGUGGGGCUACCCCUGUAGAGGAUAAGAUGCUGCAGUUGGAUUUGACACGAACCUUGAAGGAUAAACGAAAAGCAGAAGAUGGAGGACCAAGCACUGCAAAACUCUCAAAGCUUAACCCUCUUAAGGUGAUCCCACAUGAGGGAUCGCCCAAUGUUUAA